This is a messenger RNA of Alosa sapidissima (American shad), 1041 nucleotides long. RefSeq names its product glutathione S-transferase A-like. Gene Ontology annotation, cellular component: cytoplasm. Gene Ontology annotation, molecular function: glutathione transferase activity; glutathione binding. Bases 191 to 811 code for a protein of 206 amino acids. The transcript is spliced from 6 exons. Lineage: Eukaryota; Metazoa; Chordata; Actinopteri; Clupeiformes; Clupeidae. The record is from RefSeq and is a predicted model, not a curated record.
GCGUGUCUUGUCUAUACAACUACGGUAGUUAAAUAGGCUACGCUUACUGAAAGGAUACCAAGUUGCUCAGUUUUACAGCUUCAGUGCUUUACAGUUCAGUGUGAGGAGAAUUUUAACGACUAAAUACGAGAUCAUGGCCAACAGCAUGACACUUUUGUGGGGAUCUGGCUCCGUCCCGUGCUAGCGAGUCAUGAUCGCCCUGGAGGAGAAACUACUGCAAGGCUACAAUCAGAAGUUGCUGUCCUUUGCGAAAGGAGAACACAGAUCCAAAGAGGCACUAGACAUCAACCCGAGGGGCCAGCUACCUGCCUUUAAGCAUGGAGAUAACAUCCUGAAUGAAUCCUAUGCUGCCGUCAUGUACAUUGAGAGCCAGUUCAGGUCCCAGGGUACUCCACUGAUCCCUGAAGGCCAAACCCAACAGGCUCUCAUGUACCAGCGCAUGUUUGAGGGACAGAUACUACACCAGAAACUCAGUGACAUUGUAUACUAUAACCUCCGCGUCCCAGAGGAGGAGAGGCAUGACUCAACAAUGAAGAGAAACAUGGAGACUCUAGCUGCUGAACUCAAGAUGUGGGAGGCAUACAUGGAGAAGAUGGGGCCUGAUUCAUAUCUUGCAGGGAAGGCAUUCUCAUUGGCUGAUGUCCUUGUAUUUCCUGUAGUUGCUUAUGCUGUACGCUAUGGAAUGUCCCAGGAGCGAUAUCCUAGACUGGGGGCGUACUACAACAUGUUGAAGGACAGGCCCAGCGUCAAAGCCACCUGGCCGCCGCACUGGCUGGAAGGCCCUGGGUCAGACACCAUCAAAGCCCUCUGAGAUGCCUCCAGCUUCCUGCUCAGCUGCUCUCCUACAAUCUUUACCUGGUGCUGUCUACUGCUACAACUUCCAUACGUUGUUAGCAUGGUUUACACUAAACUCUUUUUGAAUGGUGUUUUCAAUGGGUGUAUAUGUUUUUUUACGUUAUCCUCUAGUUACCUAAGGUGACAUUGUGUAAUACUGUUACAGCAUUACAGUAGUUAAACAAAAUAAAGCAAAUUUGUUACACA